AUGUUGCUUAAAGAUAAAGUAUAUUUUAUUGAAUAAACAAAGUGCAGUAUCUUUUAAAACCAAAGGAAUUGUUCAGAAAUAAGUAUGAAGUAACAUACUGUAUUUUUACAGCUGGUCCAAGAUGUCAAAUCCUGUUGAGCGUUUGAACUAUGUUCAAGAUAGUAGCAGUGAUACUGAAACAGACAAAGAGACAGGUGGCAGGGGUCGGCAUCGUAUUUACAAGAAUAGAAUGAGGUAUUAUGUGAAAGAUAUAAGUAUAAUGUUAUAAGCAUAAUAAAUACAAUAUUUAUUACAAAAUAGAAUAAAAAUCAUAGAUAUAUUAGAUAUUUUAGAUAUUUUCUAUUAUUAGCUUAAUUUAUUAGUUUUGUUAAAACAGAUUUUAGACGACGAAUAUUACAACAAUUUUACCUAUAA
Messenger RNA from Heterotrigona itama, 414 nucleotides. NCBI's taxonomy places the organism in Eukaryota, Metazoa, Arthropoda, Insecta, Hymenoptera, Apidae. The record is from the annotation of a GenBank genome assembly.